AUGCCGCCAGACGCGGCAGCAGAAGCGCUAAUGGAGCAGCCACUGCCCAAUUUGACCGUGGCGGCCAACUGCGACAAACUGCGCAGCCGCGCCUCCGCCGAGCGCCUCGUGGACGCGCGCAUCCGAUUGGCUGGCGCCCGCCGCAGGGUGCACCCCAAACGACUCGCCUCGCUACAGUCGCUGCCCCUGCACUCUGCCUCCGCCGGCAUCUACCGCAAGCCGCACCACCAGCUGUUCCCGCAGGGCGCCAACUGCACGGCCGUCGGCGACUGCGGGGCGCGCACCGCCAAGUCGGAGGACACCGGGGCGCGCCAGCACGGCGGCGGAGGCAACGCGUCUGGGACCCGCAGGCGGCGUGAGGCGGCCCGGGAGGAGCCGUCGCGGGACUGCGCGGGGAUCGAUCCCAGGAGUUCCAGUAAGAAGGACCGCAGCAGCGCCCACUGUCUGCGUUUCGCCGACUCCUGGUACGGAGUAUACGAGCUGCAGCAGCCCUCGCUGGACCAGGAGGUGACGGUGCAGGUGUUCGGCAGGAAGGAGCUGGAUGAUGGCACCUGGCACUGGCAGGAGAUUACCCCAGGGAGACCGUUCAGCCAUUUCCCGAAGCUACUGAACAAAAUGAAAAAGAACCUGAUGAGCAGGCUGGGGACUCGGGAUCGCCUGGCUCGGGACGAGCCUGCCGGCGUGGCGGUGCGGUACACGGAGCUGGGCUGCGCUGAGGAGGCGCCCGGCUUCUCGCUGGACGCCAACACAACCCUGCUGCUCAUGCCGCAGCCCUCGCACGGGUACCAGAGCGCACAGCCUCAAGCCGUUCCAGAGGACCCAGGAAAGGACGCUUGCUGGAGGCGUGUUCCUGUGGCAGGAGUGCCGGCCGAGUUCCUGGUGGUGGACCGCGAGCUGGUGAGCGUGGACGGCAGGCGGUGCGACACGGCGGGCGUGGGCUACCGAGCCUUCAGCAAGCAGCCGCGCCGCUGCGCCGUGCCCAGGGGAAGCUGCCUAGGCAACCAGCCGCUCCACAUGUGGCGCCGCGACACGGAGGCCCGGCUGCGUGGGCGGCGCGGCGCGUUCUUCCUGGAGAACUGGGGACAGCCCGCGGAGCCGCCGCUCGUGGUGCGUGACGGCAAGCUGUACCUGGCGCUCGCCUACCCGGGCCGCUACCCUAGCCUGCUGCGCAUGCAGCUGCGCGCAGACCUCAACUCGCCGCUCAAGUUCGGGAACGCGGCGCGCGUGACGGAAGUGCGUAUAGACGCGACGCAGCAGGACGCGACGAGGAUCACGGCACUGGUGACGAACCUGGGGGUGGCGGCGACGAGGCUGCGCCUGCGCAUGCGCCCGUGCGGGGGCUGGUACGCGGCGCAGAGCGACCAGGCGCCGCUGCAGGCGCGCCAGAGCGCCACGCUCGAGCUGCAGCUGCCCGGCCAGCCCGACAGGGACCGCCUUCGCUGCACGCGGCUGCUGAAGGCGAUCCUGGGAUUGUGCUGGUCGGCGGUGGCGGCCUGGGGGCAGGACGGAGUGAGUGACACGCCGCCAGAGCUGCUUCGCUACCGCGAGAGGGAGUUGUCGCACCUGCAGGUGGUGCACGACGCGGAGGGCUUCCCCAUACACCCGCACACCUGCCGCCGCACCGUCCGGAUACACUCAAAAAAUGGAAAGUGCACGACAAAAUAUACCAAAACCACAACAAAGACCCAUCAACAUGGAAAGGGGAACAGAAAACGUGUUUCACAACAUGAACGAAGACCAAACACCUGCAACAAGAUUAUAAACAAGAAUCUGAAUGUAAUUAUUGGCCCAAAUGGAAGUGGUAAAUCAACCAUUGUAUCAGCUAUAAUUUUGGGACUUGGUGGGAAACUGAAACUUGCAGACCGUGGAUCCUCUCUUGCAUCAUAUAUUAAAACUGGCUGUAAAGAAGCAAAAAUUGAAAUAGAGUUAAGAACUGGUACAACCUCAACAACAGUGAUCUCCCGUGUGUUUAACCUAGAUAACAAAUGUGUGUGGAGAAUUGAUGGCAAAGUUGUGAGCUCUAAACAGGUUGAUGAUAAGGUUGCAGAGUAUAACAUACAAAUUGGUAAUUUGUGCCAGUUUCUUCCACAAGAAAAAGUUACUGAUUUUGCAAAGAUGAACCGCCAGGUGUUACUGGAGAACACAGAAAAGUCUGUGGGAGGUGAAAAGAAAUUGGCCCAAAUGCAUGAACAGCUGAAAUGUUUGACUAAAGAAAUAAAGGAAUAUGAAAAGAAAAUAAAUGAAUAUCAAGCAGCAGUGGAGAAUGAUGAACAAACAAAUUCCAGGUUGGCAGUGACAGUAAACAACAUUAAGGAGAGGAUGGCCUGUAUAGAAGCUGUGAAAUUAUUAAAGAAGAAGAGAGUAUGGGCUGUAUACAAAGCACACAAAGUGCACACUGAACAGAAACAAAAGGAAAUGGCAGAAGCUGUUGCUGACUUGCAGAGAUGUAAAAAGGAAUUUGAACCAUUUGAGUCUCUAUUGGAUGGCGCGAACAAGAGAUUGCAGACAGCCCAGAGUAAAUUAAAUACAUGUAAAAUAAGAACAAGGGACAAAAUAAACACCCUGAAAAAUGAAUCGGUAUCUAGAGAACCUGUAUCUGAGAGAAUAGAAUAUGUUAAUCAGGAAUACAAAAAGAAAAUUGAAGCAGAGAAAUCUCGAGAGUCAGAAUUAGCUGCAUUGCAGUUACAGUUGAACAAAAUGCAGAAUGAUUUGCGUGAGCUCAGUAAACAGUCUGAUGACUCUACACAUACUCAGCUGAAGGAAGUUCAAGAACAGAUCUCAAAAGUCAGUGAUGCCUGCAACAUCUUUCGUCACAAGUGUGAAGACUAUAAAAGCAAGGUGUCAUAUAUAGACCACGAAAUAAGAGCACAGGAUUCAGAAUUGCAAAGGCUCAGAAAUGUAGCAAAUCAACGACUCUCACUGCUGCAGCACAGGCAUCCUGAUGUCUACAGAGGAACUAUGUGGCUACGUGAAAAUAAACAUCGUUUCUCUGGAAAUGUUUAUGACCCUAUUGUCUUAGAGACCAAUUUGAAAGAUCCAAGCUAUGCGAAGUAUGUGGAAGCUGUCAUUUCAAACAGGGACUUACUAGCCUUUACAUUUGAGGACAAAGAUGAUAUGAACAAUGCAAUGAGGAUACUAAGAGAUGAAAUGAACUUAAGGUUAAAUUUUUUACAUUCUGGUGAAAUGCAUCAACCAUCUUCAUACUAUAAAUCAACCAUACCAAUCAAGCACUUGAGGGAGUUUGGCUUCAAAACUUAUAUUUCUGAUGUAAUUGAAGCACCAGAAGCCAUCCUUAAAUACCUUCUAAGAACAUAUGGCCUACAUAAUAUCCCAGUUGGAACGAAACAAACUGAUGCAACAUUUGAGAAGGUGCCUGCAAGUAUAAGAUUGUUUUUCUCAGAAAGCAGCAGAUAUUCUGCCUCUCACUCAAUAUAUUCCGGAGAAAAGCUUACGGAGAAUAGUCGUGUGACAGAAGCAAAUUAUUUCACACGAUCCAUUAGUAUUAAAGAAAUACAAGUAAUAGGAGAGAGGAAAGAAAAAUUAUUACAGGAGAAGCAGCAAAUUUCACAUGAUCAUCACACAGUGGUACAGCAAUUAAUGCAUCAAGAGAGCAAAUUGAAAGAGCUCGUUAAUAAGAGAAAACAAAUACAAGAAAUUGUGCAGAAUCGGCAGGCACUCGGUGCACGCAUUAAGAUUAAGCAAAAUCACAUAAAUUCACUUGAAAAGAAUAAGAUUAAUAUUAAAGAGGAAGAAGAAAAGUUCAAUAAUACUGUUAAGAAAAUAAUUUUAGAUGCUUUCAACAGUGAAAGUAAAUCCCACGAAACUCUAAAAGAAUAUGUGGAAUUGAUGAACAAGUUAAGGCUGCUUCAGUAUGAGACAGAAGACACUGCAGCUGAAGUGGAAAGGUAUCAACAUGAUGCUCAGGAAAUAAAGCAGAAAUGUUUAGAACUUGAGAACACAGUUCGAAAGUUGAAAGGAGAGUUGUCAGAACUGCAAACACAGCAGAAACAGUUGCUCGGAGAUGCAGAAAAGGCAAUUGCAGAUGUCAAAGAUAAUAAAGAUACAUUCAGAAAUGUGCAACAAACAGUUCAAGAUUUGGAUAAGAAGAAAAAGCCACGGGAGUUCCUGCUGAACGUGGUUCUGUUCGUGGCGUGGCCGGCGGCCUACUGCUGGCGCACGUGCUGCCGCGGACCGCCUGACGACGCAUGUGAGUGCGCCACGUGGGCGCACACCAUCACCAUAGGGGAGGCCGCGCGCCGAGGCGUGCUCGCCCGCGCUGACCAGGAGGUGCGCCCAAGUGUACACACACACACAAACAGGCCGCUCAAAACGAUGCUGGCAGCAGCCGACUCUAAACCAGUUGUCGGAAGUGAAUAA
Messenger RNA from Schistocerca nitens (vagrant locust), 4377 nucleotides. Its product is annotated as structural maintenance of chromosomes protein 5-like. Gene Ontology annotation, biological process: double-strand break repair via homologous recombination. Lineage: Eukaryota; Metazoa; Arthropoda; Insecta; Orthoptera; Acrididae. The coding region runs from base 1 to 4377 and encodes 1458 amino acids. The transcript is spliced from 10 exons. Gene Ontology annotation, cellular component: Smc5-Smc6 complex. Gene Ontology annotation, molecular function: ATP binding; ATP hydrolysis activity. The record is from RefSeq and is a predicted model, not a curated record.